Molecule: messenger RNA, 1917 nt
Organism: Cataglyphis hispanica
Lineage: Eukaryota; Metazoa; Arthropoda; Insecta; Hymenoptera; Formicidae
Gene: Eno
Product: enolase
Exons: 7
Coding region: 304-1608 (434 amino acids)
Biological process (GO): glycolytic process
Cellular component (GO): phosphopyruvate hydratase complex
Molecular function (GO): phosphopyruvate hydratase activity; magnesium ion binding
Source: RefSeq, a predicted model, not a curated record
CGAAGAGAGAGUUCUGAACUGCCAAGAAUAAUAACGAGAGAAAACCGUUAAAUAUUGAUUAUUUCAGCAUUCACGGAAUUUCGCGCUAUUAGAGAUUUUUUUUCUCUUAACCUAACUUCGCGCGCGAAUCUUACAAUCGAUAGCUCUCCGCUUGCAUCACGACGGAGGUCAUCCGCUAGGUCAAAGUGGUCAAACCGUCGAACCUUCAUUCCUCGUCGAACGGUCCGUGAGGGUUGUCGCGCGUGUCACAUUAGUGUUUUUAUCUCAGCAAGGCGUUUCUCAUUAGCAAGUAAUUACAUCAAAAUGCCUAUACAAAGCAUCAAGGCUCGUCAAAUCUUUGACUCUCGUGGAAAUCCCACAGUAGAGGUCGAUCUCGUCACUGAAGUUGGUUCCUUUCGUGCAGCUGUGCCAUCUGGCGCAUCUACUGGGGUUCAUGAGGCCCUGGAACUGAGAGAUAAUGAUAAAUCUAAAUAUCAUGGAAAAUCUGUUUUUAAAGCCAUAGAGAAUAUUAACUCUAUUAUUGCUCCUGAACUGUUAAAGGCCAACUUGGAAGUUACACAACAAACAGAUAUUGAUAAUUUUCUGCUGAAACUAGAUGGUACACCAAAUAAAUCCAAACUUGGAGCAAAUGCGAUUUUAGGUGUGUCGUUAGCAGUUUGCAAGGCUGGUGCUGCUAAAAAGGGUUUGCCCUUGUACAAAUAUAUCGCUGAAUUGGCUGGCAACAAUGAUAUCAUUUUGCCAGUUCCAGCAUUUAAUGUAAUUAAUGGUGGUUCUCAUGCUGGUAACAAGCUGGCUAUGCAGGAGUUUAUGAUUUUACCUACUGGUGCAGCUAACUUUACAGAAGCCAUGAAAAUGGGCAGUGAGGUGUACCAUCACUUGAAGGCAGGUAUCAAGAAGAAGUUCGGCCUCGAUGCAACUGCUGUCGGUGACGAAGGUGGAUUCGCACCAAAUAUUUUGGAAAAUAAGGAAGCUCUUAACUUGAUUAUAGAUGCUAUUAAGGCUGCCGGUUACGAUGGAAAGAUCAAAAUCGGCAUGGAUGUUGCCGCUUCCGAGUUUCACAAGAAUGGAAAAUACGAUUUAGAUUUCAAAAAUGAGAAAUCUGAUCCGACCACAUACUUGGAACCAGAAGCAUUGAAAAACUUAUAUUUGGAAUUUAUCAAAGAUUUCCCGAUCGUAUCAAUUGAAGAUCCUUUCGAUCAGGAUGGUUGGGAUUCCUGGACGGCCUUGACUGCGGCUACUCCUAUUCAAAUCGUCGGUGAUGAUCUUACUGUCACAAAUCCUGAGAGAAUCAAGACGGCUAUCGAAAAGAAGGCUUGCAACUGCUUAUUGUUAAAAGUCAAUCAAAUCGGUAGUGUAACCGAAUCUAUCAAUGCGCACAAGCUCGCUAAGAGUAAUGGUUGGGGUACAAUGGUCUCUCAUCGUUCCGGAGAGACUGAAGAUACAUUUAUUGCCGAUUUGGUCGUUGGUCUUUCAACCGGUCAAAUUAAAACUGGCGCGCCUUGCCGCUCGGAACGUCUGGCCAAGUAUAAUCAGAUUCUGCGUAUCGAGGAGGAGCUUGGUGCUGCCGCUAAAUAUGCUGGCGAGAAAUUCCGCAAUCCUCAUGCUUAAAUAAAAUUGUAACAUACCUGUCACAGUUCGUUAUCAUAAAGCUUUAGCUAUCUCUAAUGUUAUGUGAAUGAGUCGUUUACUUUCGUCAUCGCAUUAGAUGUGAUGUAGUCUGAGGACUUGUAUUAUUUUUGUAACCCUGAUAAAAUACAUCAUAUAUAACAAUAGAGAGCAUGCUAAAUACAGUUAUUCUAAUCAAUUAAAAGGGAUCUUGACUUAAUUGAAAGAAAACAGAUUGUAUCGAUAGAUCCCCUGCCGUUAAAACCUGUAAAUCGUAUCUGUAAAAAUAAAAUUCACUUACAGAUUCGAGAA